UAUUUGCAGCCUACAUUGGGUCACGCUGACUCAAAGACGAGCAGUGGGGGCGGCAAUAGCAAACCCAAUAUGCUGAGAUGUCGCACCUCCAUUCCAACCUCUGCAGAUGAGCAGCCACAUAUUGGAAACUACCGUCUUCUCAAAACCAUUGGCAAGGGCAAUUUUGCGAAGGUCAAGCUAGCUCGACAUGUUUUAACUGGAAAAGAGGUUGCUGUAAAAAUUAUAGACAAAACACAACUAAAUUCUUCUAGUUUGCAAAAGCUCUUCAGAGAAGUGCGAAUAAUGAAGGUCCUGAGCCACCCUAACAUAGUAAAAUUAUUUGAAGUUAUAGAAACAGAGAAGACAUUGUACCUUGUAAUGGAAUAUGCCAGUGGAGGUGAGGUGUUUGAUUACUUGGUUGCACAUGGAAGAAUGAAGGAGAAGGAGGCGAGAGCUAAAUUCCGGCAGAUUGUUUCUGCUGUUCAGUAUUGUCAUCAGAAGUUUAUAGUUCACAGGGAUUUGAAGGCUGAAAACUUGCUGCUAGAUUCUGAUAUGAACAUAAAGAUAGCUGAUUUUGGCUUCAGCAAUGAAUUCACUUUUGGGAACAAGCUGGAUACGUUUUGUGGCAGUCCGCCCUAUGCAGCACCUGAGCUCUUUCAGGGGAAGAAGUAUGAUGGGCCUGAAGUGGAUGUGUGGAGUCUUGGAGUUAUUCUUUAUACGUUAGUCAGUGGUUCCUUGCCUUUUGAUGGGCAGAACCUAAAGGAACUACGGGAGCGUGUGCUAAGGGGCAAAUAUCGGAUCCCUUUCUACAUGUCUACAGACUGUGAAAAUUUGCUAAAAAAAUUCCUCAUACUCAAUCCAAGCAAGAGAGGCACACUGGAGCAAAUUAUGAGGGAUCGUUGGAUGAAUGUAGGUCAUGAGGAUGAUGAGCUGAAGCCAUAUAUUGAACCAGUUCCAGAUUACAAGGAUCCUAAAAGGACAGAGUUAAUGGUAACUAUGGGUUACUCUCGAGAGGAAAUCCAGGACUCGCUAAUUAACCAGAAAUAUAAUGAGGUCAUGGCAACAUAUCUGCUCCUUGGCUAUAAGUCGUCUGAGUUGGACAAUGAGAAUUUGACCCUGAAGCCUAGACCACCUCCAGACAUCACCAACAGUACAGCUCCUUCACCUGCUCACAAAGUUCACCGUAGUGUAUCUGCUAAUACCAAGCAAAGAAGACUCAGUGACCAGGUUGGUCCCACCAUCCCUACAUCAAAUUCCUACUCAAAAAAGACGCAGAGCAACAAUGCAGAAAACAAGAGGCCUGAUGAGGAGCGAGAAAGCGGGCGCCGAUCUAGCAGCACAGUUAGAGUGCCACCUAGUCCUUUAUCUGGAUUGGAGAGGAAGAGAACAACCCCAACUCCAUCUACAAACAGUGUACUGUCCACUGGUACCAAUCGUAGUCGCAAUUCUCCUAUGCUGGAGAGAGCCAACCUUGGUCCUGGAUCAGUUCAGAAUGGCAAGGAUAGCUUCUCCACACCUGGUUCCCGUGCCUCCACCGCCUCUGCCCCAGCCACAUCAGCUCGGACUCGUUCGCAUCAGAAAUCCAUGUCCACCUCUGUGCACCCCUCAAAAGCUACACCUUCUUUGGAGGGCAGCACUGAUGCACAGAGACCAAGCAGCACAGCCCCUCAGAGACUCCCUGUUGCAUCGCCAUCUGCUCACAACAUCAGUAGUGCAGCUCCAGAGAGGACCAACUUCCCACGUGGAGUAUCCAGUAGGAGCACGUUUCAUGCCGGUCAGCUUCGCCAAGCUCGGGAUCAACAGAAUUCACAAUUUGGGGGCGUUACACCUGCAUCUCCUUCUGGUAAUAGCCAGGGUCGUCGGGGAGCAACUGGAAGCAUCUUCAGCAAGUUCACAUCCAAGUUCGUACGCAGAAAUCUGUCUUUCAGAUUUCCAAGAAGGAACCCAAAUGAACCAGAAGGGAAAGAUCGAGUGGAGAGCACCAGACCUCAUUUGACUGUUCCAGAAAAAGAUGACCUGAGGGACUCCAAGCCACGCUCAUUGCGCUUCACAUGGAGCAUGAAAACCACCAGCUCAAUGGAGCCUAAUGAGAUGAUGAGUGAAAUCUGCAAAGUGCUGGAUGCCAAUAACUGCCAACAUGAGUCACAAGAGAAGUACAUGCUGCUUUGUGUCCAUGGCUCCCCGGGUCAUGACAGCUAUGUACAGUGGGAGAUGGAGGUGUGCAAGCUUCCACGGCUCUCCCUGAAUGGUGUGCGUUUCAAGAGAAUUUCAGGCACCUCCAUGGCAUUUAAGAACAUUGCUUCCAAAAUUGCCAACGAACUUAAACUUUAACAGAGCUUAUUGCUCUGUAAGGGAUUAGAGAGACAAAAUGAGACACUUACCAGGCACCCCUCCCCAGCCUGACCAGCUCUUUUAACCAAGAGGAUGCCAGGAUUUCCAUUUUGGCUCUGUGCUGGCAUGCCCUGGAAAGGGCUCAGCGGUGAUAUAAAUGGAAGCGGGCAGGGUGCUCUGCGAUAAACUACUGCUCCUUUCAUUGGUGGUUUUGAGGGUUAUUUUAUUUGAAAUAGAUUUAUAAUGUUUUUUUGUUUUUUUUAAAGAUUGGGUUUGGGACUCAGAUUAUCUAAUAGACUGCUAAAAAGAAUAAGUCUUGUAGAAAGCGAGCUAGAAUGGUUGGCCCUUCUAUGAAAUGUGCAACUGUAUCCUACUUAAUACAGUUUUACAAAUCAGACCACAGCAGAUUUAAGGGGAAACAUCUGCCCCUUUGCUUUAUCCACAAACAGUCCCCAGCUCCUUUGUACAGAGUUUGUUAUAUAAAAAAAAUAAUGUCUAAGACACUGAACUACUAGCUCAGGGUGGCGAUACAACACAGGUACCGUGAAGACUGCUCAAUGUGGAGUAAGCUGUUGUGGGUCACUAGGUUUGGUAGGAGGAGUGGGCAUUCCGAUAUAUUAUUAUUUUCUUUUCCAUUGUUAUUUUGCCCAUCAUGUCAUAGCAUUAUGGUUUCUGUGGGAUAUAAGCUGGUUGUGCAGCUUAGUGGUGGGUACAUCUUCAGUUACUCCAUGGUACAAAAUACAGACAACAAUUCUAAUGCAAAUGUAGGUUAACAUAUUUCUGUCUAGUUUAAGUGACUCGUCUUUUCCCUUCCUUUGUAUGUUUCAUUACUAAAAAAGCGGUUAUCCAGGUCGGGGCUUUAUACAAGAGAGCAUAGGAGGUGCCCACUUUGAUUUACUCCUCCAUGUUCAGUGUUCCCACGUCUUCUCCAGCCUUGGCAGUAUGGCAGCACAUCACUAUUACAAUGUCACAGUAUACAGAGUGCACCCUUCUCCAUGCUGACUGCAGUGAUCACAAUGUACAUAUCCGUCUACAGCUAGAUUGAAAUCCAGGAAAGGAUCAGUGAAAUACUUCUUUCUUCUGAUGGAAUGAAUGGAGGCUGCCUUGCUGAGGAAAUGCCUGUGAUUCAGUACAUCCUAUCGGACUUUCCAAUAAACCCCUCAGCGGCAGUUGCAGGAUUUAUCUGUUGUAAAUAUCAAUUGGAAAUCUGUGUGACUCCCAGCUGCAGUUGAGGGGUGAAGUAGUUACCUUUGGCAUACAGGGGGUGAUUACUUACCAGAUUUGCAAUUUUUUUUUUUGUGUGAAUGAUUUAAUUGCUGUUUGGAAAAAAGAGAAGUUCUGUGACAAAGACGUUUUCUUAUUGUUUUAUUAAACCACACCUCGCCAUUCUCCGUCUCCCGUACAUGAAAGCUUUCAGCAAUACGAAACCAACGAUCUUACAUUGAUUUAUUACAGCUUACUAAUGGAAUAAAUAGCCGAAAUUUCCAGCCACUGCA
This is a messenger RNA of Bufo gargarizans (Asiatic toad), 3806 nucleotides long. RefSeq names its product microtubule affinity regulating kinase 2 (gene MARK2). Gene Ontology annotation, cellular component: cytoplasm. Gene Ontology annotation, molecular function: protein serine/threonine kinase activity; tau-protein kinase activity; ATP binding. Lineage: Eukaryota; Metazoa; Chordata; Amphibia; Anura; Bufonidae. Bases 70 to 2310 code for a protein of 746 amino acids. The record is from RefSeq and is a predicted model, not a curated record. Gene Ontology annotation, biological process: microtubule cytoskeleton organization; protein phosphorylation; intracellular signal transduction. The transcript has 18 exons.